AGCAGCAUCUGGCUCAAGCCACUGGCCAGCGCCUGCGCGCACUCAGGCGAUUUGGCAGGCAGCGCACACCUCUGCGAUGACCGAGGCCGCGCGCGGCAUCUGCGCGCCGCCCGGGCUCGAGGCUCCGGCCGACUGGGACUCGCCCGGAGGCCUCGACCUGCCGCCCGGGCUCCCCGUGCCGCCCUCCGUGGGGCUGCUGGCUGGCCGGGAGGCCAUGUGCGCGCCCCCCGGCCUGGAGAAGGCGGCCGCGCGCGGGGGCGGCGCCCGGGCGGGGCGCACCAAGGCGUAUUCCUCCUGCAGCACCAGCGCAGCCAGCGUGACGACGGAGGAGCCGCCGCUGGAGGAGUCCGCCGCCGGCGCCGUGGCGGCGGCCUGCCUUCUGUCGGAGGAGGUAGAAGUGCACCAGGAGCAGUGGUCCGCCUACACCGCGACCAUUUCUGGCUUGCCCAACAAGUUGCUGACAGACGCCAUGUUCGAGGCCGUCCUCGAGCAGGCCACGCGAGGGCUGGUUGAACGAGGGGAUGGGCGGUCACCCAGAACUACUUGUUUGUGUUCGUUUGUUGUUUUUUCAGCCCCGUCGUUUUUCUUCGCUUCGGCACCCAGAAGCCGUUUCCCAGCCCUGGG
Messenger RNA from Prorocentrum cordatum, 624 nucleotides. The record is from the annotation of a GenBank genome assembly. Lineage: Eukaryota; Dinophyceae; Prorocentrales; Prorocentraceae.